Molecule: messenger RNA, 1542 nt
Organism: Dicrocoelium dendriticum
Lineage: Eukaryota; Metazoa; Platyhelminthes; Trematoda; Plagiorchiida; Dicrocoeliidae
Source: the annotation of a GenBank genome assembly
UUGUAGUCCUUAGAUUUCGCAAGAUGGCUUCCCCAAGUCCGGUCAGAGAGAGGGGACGUAAGUUAUAUAUCGGAGGUCUUUUGGAGAAUGUUGUCAAAGAGGACAUACUUCACGAAUUAGAGAAGUACGGCGAAGUUGUUGACGUUUGGAUUGCGCGAAAUCCCCCCGGUUUUGCGUUCACGGAGUACGUCAAGAGCAGCGAUGCCGAAAAAGCUGUGCGAGCUUUGGACGGUGUGACUUUGUGCGGGUCCCGAGUUCGUGUUGAGUUUGCUCGCGGUGGCCGCUCCAAAAAGUCGUCAGGACCUGGCCCCCGAGGAUCUCGUUCAGCUGGCCGAGCUUCAUCCAGACGCUACGGAUCUCCACGACGAAACGGAAGGUACUCCCCUCCGUACGAAGGAUCUCGUUAUCCUUACGAUCAACUGGCUUCGUUCUACCACCCGGAUGUCGCCAACGCCGCCGCUGCCGCUGCUGCUGCUGGUUUUCCUUAUGGCAUGGCUGGCUACCCGCCAAUGCUGCCAUUCAUUCCACCUGAAGACCUUCUUCGUAGCUUGCAACCCCGUCGUCGAUCUCCGAUGUUUCCUCGAGGUCGCUCUCCUAAUUAUCGCCGAAGGAGCCGAAGCCCGCUUGGUGGUAGUAUGCGAUCUCGUGGGCGUAGCCCACCAAUAACGUAUGAUGGAAGAGAUCCUAGCCGCCGGUCGGCUGUCGACGGUCGUGGGCCUUUCGCUGAUUCAUCACGCAGCCGUGGGCCCCGGAAUAUGAGGAAUGGGUAUUCACCACCCCCAGUGGGAGGCAUGGGGGGUAGACGAGACGAUUCGCGCAUGCGAGGUGCACCAGAUGAUAGAAGGAGGCGCUAAAAACGUUCAGUGGAUGUUUUAUCGCAUUUGGCUGUACUAAUUAUAGCCUUGUUUAUUAAAAAAAACUUGUCAACGUUUUGUUUUUUGACUUUCCUCGUAGUCCACACUAUCAUCUCUCGCACAGCUUUUUGCUCCCUCCACCACCACCGGCACCUGAGUUAGUUUGUUGUUCUGUUUGUAGCCAAAUCACGAACAUUUUGUUUCAGGCCCUGCCCACUUUCAUGGCAUUGGUCUGUUCCCGUUGUUUGCAUUCUUCAUCUGCCCUUACUUCCUAUUUGGUAGCUUGCACUUUCCCUACGUCCAUCCGGCUUCGCCGUAGCAGCUGUUCGCGAUCAACGAGGAUCCUAAGAUGCUCCCGCGACAUCAACAUGUCCGAACAUAUACAACCAAAUAACAAGAUAAUUCACACCUCCACUUCGGUUAUCAUGAGGGUGUCCUAGGUACUAGUUUUCGAAUCAACACACAUUAGGAGUAUCCAAUGUAGGUGCAAUUGCAUAUUGUGUGCAAAAGGAACCAAGUUAUGUGACCUUAUAACAUAGUGGCACGAGCGCUGAUCGAAAACUUUUGUCAUUUACGUUUUGGAAUUAGUGACGACAAUGAGUACAUAGGAAAAAGUAUAUAAGAUUCAUGGUCUGCUUACCUGGCGUGUUGUAUGCAGCGGAUAACGCAAUUUUUGAGCUUUAUCAUU